Messenger RNA from Encephalitozoon romaleae SJ-2008, 1176 nucleotides. Its product is annotated as 26S proteasome regulatory subunit 10. The coding region runs from base 1 to 1176 and encodes 391 amino acids. Gene Ontology annotation, cellular component: cytosolic proteasome complex; proteasome regulatory particle, base subcomplex. The transcript has a single exon. The record is from RefSeq and is a predicted model, not a curated record. Gene Ontology annotation, biological process: positive regulation of RNA polymerase II transcription preinitiation complex assembly. Gene Ontology annotation, molecular function: ATP binding; ATP hydrolysis activity; proteasome-activating activity. Lineage: Eukaryota; Fungi; Microsporidia; Unikaryonidae.
AUGUUUCAGGAGGAGAAAAACAAGCUUUACGAGGAGUAUGCACAGGCCCUACUUAGUAACGAGAAGGCAUACCAGGCACUCAAGAUGGAGCAAGAAGUGUACAGGCAGACCCACAAACACUACCUGAAGAGUGAGAACGACGUCAAGGCUUUGCAAACAGUGGGGCAUAUAAUUGGCGAGGUCCUGGAAAAACUAAGCGAUGAGAAGUUCAUAGUCAAAAGUAGUCAGGGCCCAAGGUAUGUUGUGGGAUGUAUGAAAGCAAUAGACAGAAAGAACAUAACGACUGGGACAAGAGUUGCAUUGGACAUUACAACUCUGACGAUUAUGGUUGUGCUUCCUAGAGAAGUUGACCCAAUGAUACAUUCGAUGGGAGAAGAAAGUCCUGGAGAUGAUAUUUCCUUUGAAUCUGUCGGAGGUCUUAAAGAUCAGAUCAGAGAACUGAGAGAAGUGAUAGAACUUCCACUAAAGAACCCAGAUAUAUUCAAGAGAAUUGGUGUUCGCGCCCCCAAGGGGGUUCUUCUGUAUGGACCUCCUGGAACAGGUAAAACAUUACUAGCAAGAAUAGUUGCAGCUACAAUGGAUGUGAACUUUCUGAAGGUGGUAUCGUCUGCAUUAAUCGAAAAAUACAUAGGAGAAUCGUCAAGGAUGAUCAGGGAGAUGUUUGCUUAUGCAAGGAGAAAGGCACCAUGCAUAAUAUUCAUGGACGAGAUCGAUGCAAUUGGAGGAAAGAGGUCUAGAGAGUCGAGCUCGUCCGAUAGAGAAGUCCAGAGGACGCUUAUGGAGCUUCUUAAUCAGCUGGAUGGAUUUAACGAGCUUGACAAUGUAAAGGUUAUCAUGGCGACAAAUAGGCCUGAUAUACUUGAUCCUGCACUCCUCCGUCCAGGGAGGCUGGAUAGGAAGAUAGAAAUUCCCCUUCCCAACGAACAGGGAAGGAAGGAAGUCUUGAAGAUUCACUCUAGGCCUAUGAAUGCUAUUGAAGAAAUUGAUUAUGACUCAUUAGUGAAGUUAACUGCAGGAUUCAAUGGGGCCGAUCUAAGAAAUGUUUGUACAGAAGCUGGGAUGAUUGCUUUGAAAGAUGAAAGAGAUUACGUAAAACAUGAAGACUUUGUCAAGUCUGCUAGGAAAAUAGCAGACGCAAAAAAAUUGGAAACUAGAUUGGACUAUAAGAAGAAGUAA